AUGGCUUGCAGGUCGAGUAAUUCAGAAAAGUUAAAGUACACCAUAACAAAGUGGUCAAGCUACUCACAAAGUUAUCCUCCAGAAAAUAUUUACUCAGACAAACCAAAUGAUCAAUCUUCAAGAUGGUCUUCAGACUCCAACAACCCUCCACAGUUUUUGAUUUUAAAGUUAGACAAGCCAGCUAUAGUGGAAAGUAUUACAUUUGGUAAAUAUGAGAAAACACAUGUCUGUAAUUUAAAGAAGUUUAAGAUUUAUGGUGGGUUAACUGAAGAACAUAUGAUUGAAUUGUUAGAAAGUGGUUUGAAAAAUGAUCAUCUACCUGAAGUAUUUAUAUUAAGAAAUCAGAUAGACAGUCACCAUUUUCCCUGUAGAUUUCUCAAAAUAGUUCCUACUCAGGCAUGGGGUCCUAGUUUUAAUUUUAGUAUAUGGUAUGUAGAGUUGAAUGGUAUUAAUGAUUGGGAGUCAGUUAAAACAUGUAUGAACUGGUAUCACACAUAUCGAGAACGAGAGGCAAUACGAUUAUGUUUAAAACAUUUUCGUCAACGACAAUAUUUAGAAGCAUAUGAUGCUUUACAGAAAAAAACUAAAAUAUCGUUAGAACAUCCAGUAUUAACAGAAUUACAUGAUUUAUUAGUAUGUAAAGGAGAUUAUGAUGGGUGUGAAGAGGUUGUAUCAAAGGCAUGUAAUGAUGGUUUAUUUGACCAAUAUGUUAGUCAACAAGAUUAUGUACCAAUUUGGAAUGCAAUUCAACCAGUUAGUAAGAGUAAUGUGAUAAAUGAACGUCGGCCAGGUAUGAGAGGUGGACAUCAGAUGUGUAUAGAUAUACAUACAGAAACUAUCUAUUUAUAUGGUGGUUGGGAUGGUAAUAGAGAUUUAGCUGAUUUAUGGGCCUAUCAUGUACCUAGUAAAAGUUGGACUUGUUUAUCUCGAAAUACAGAAGAGGAGGGUGGUCCCAGUGCUAGAUCCUGUCAUAAAAUGUGUUUAGAUUUUGAAAGAAAACAGAUUUUUACAUUGGGAAGGUAUCUUGAUGCAUCAAUGAGAGCUACAGAAAAUUUAAAAUGUGAUUUUUAUAUGUAUGAUAUUGGUUCUGGUAAAUGGACAUUAAUAACAGAAGAUACUGGAUCUGUUGGUGGACCCAAAUUAAUAUUUGAUCAUCAGAUGGUUAUAGAUAUUGAAAAACAAAAUAUCUUUGUAUUUGGUGGUCGAAUUUUGUCUAGUACUGGUUGUGAAAGUGAAAGAUCUAGUCAUGAACCAGUAUUCAGUGGUCUAUAUACCUAUCAUAUUCCAACUAGUACCUGGACUAAACUCAUGGAUGAUUGUAAAGAAUUACGUUCUCGCAUUGGUCAUUCUAUGUUGUUUCAUCCGGGUAGAAGAGUUUUGUAUAUAUUUGCUGGUCAAAGAUCUCGUGAAUUUCUCAAUGAUUUUUUAAUUUAUAAUGUGGAUACUGGGUCUAUUGAUACUAUUUUGGACACAAAAAGUGAUGGAUGUCAACCAGGUUUUACACAAAGAGCAACAUUAGAUCCUGAUAUAAAUGAAAUACAUGUAUUAUCAGGAUUAAGUAGAGAUAAGGAUAAAAGAGAUAAUGUUAAAAACUCAUUCUGGGUUUAUAAUAUUACUAAAAAUAAAUGGUCAUGUAUAUAUAAAAAUGAAAAUACCGGUCAGAAUUAUUGGACAAAAAUGCAGCAUGUAGAGCCAGUACCUAGAUUUGCUCAUCAGUUAGUGUAUGAUCAUGUACGCAAGUUACAUUAUUUAUUUGGUGGUAAUCCAGGUAAAGAUAGCCUACCUAAAAUGAGAUUAGAUGAUUUCUGGUCUUUAAAGUUAUGUCGUCCAUCAACGAAUCACCUAUUAAGAAAAUGUCGUUAUUUAAUACGAAAGUUUCGGUUUAAAGAAAUGGCCGUCACAGAUCCACAUGAGGCAAUGGUUUAUUUACAAGUUCAACUGGCACAAACAGUUGAUCAUAAUGAUGAAGAGGAGGAAAAAGAGUUUCAGCUGUUAGCAUCUACAUUAUUUAAAGAGAGUGAAAGUGAAGAUGAACAUAUGAGAGAUGAUGGAGAUUAUGAUGAGAAGUUUGAAAGAAGAACCAGUUUAUUUGAUAUGUUAGUCAAUUAUUUUCCUGAUCAUAUGACUCAGCCAAAAGGAAAUUUAGUAGAUCUUAUACCACUACUUUGA
This is a messenger RNA of Lottia gigantea (owl limpet), 2169 nucleotides long. RefSeq lists its product as hypothetical. Lineage: Eukaryota; Metazoa; Mollusca; Gastropoda; Lottiidae. Gene Ontology annotation, molecular function: protein binding. Gene Ontology annotation, cellular component: cytoplasm. The transcript is spliced from 20 exons. The record is from RefSeq and is a predicted model, not a curated record. Bases 1 to 2169 code for a protein of 722 amino acids.